This is a messenger RNA of Bipolaris maydis ATCC 48331, 999 nucleotides long. RefSeq lists its product as uncharacterized. Lineage: Eukaryota; Fungi; Ascomycota; Dothideomycetes; Pleosporales; Pleosporaceae. The record is from RefSeq and is a predicted model, not a curated record. Gene Ontology annotation, molecular function: acyltransferase activity, transferring groups other than amino-acyl groups.
AGUUUGGCCAACGAGAAAAAGAGGGGGGAUAUGCAAAGAAUGAUUCAGGAAGGUUUGGAGAAUAAAGAGUAACAUGUAGGAAGACUGUUAUGGUUUUGGAAACUGAGAAAGUUUGGCUCACAAAGACAUCACCUGCCAGACACCUACUACGCCCCUGACUCGUGACGACUACUUAACUAUUUCUUGCUGCAAAGUUUUACGCAUUGGCUAAUGUAAUCUGGCCAUCUUUACAAAAAUGAUCUACACAAUCCUUCCGGUGAAGCCCACUGACUCCACAGGUCUGGCUGACACCAUGAUGCGCGCUUUUUACCAAGAUGCACAUUGGGCGUCUCUAUGGAAGGGAGUCACCUUAGAAAACAUCAUCUACGACUGCGCAAGACGCUUGCCAUGGAACCUUGUCAAAGUGACAUCCACUAAGCGUCACCGCAAGGUUGUAGACGACGCUACCGGGAACGUUGUUGGUUAUGCGCGUUGGAUUAUUCCAGAUGGACAUAUCGACACGUGGGCUGAUGGUGUAGUGCUUGAGAAUGAUUUGGAAAAACGUCAAGCAUACGAACAGGCGUUCCAGGACGUGACUGACGACGGGAAAAUCCGUGGCCUUGAUCAUGAGAUGGUGGAUGAGCUUAGUGAGGCAAUAGAGAAGGCAGAAGCUGAAGUACUGUCUACUGGGGAAGAUUUUCUCGCAUUGGAUUACUUGGCUACACAUCCAGAGCAACAAAGACGUGGCAUUGGCUCUAUGUUGCUCGCUGAAGGCCUGGCAUACGCGGACAGAAACAGUUUGAAGACAAUUGUUGUUGCCAAAACACCAGGUGUCAAGCUGUACCAAGACCACGGCUUCCAAGUAGUUAAAAUAGUGCAGCAGGAGCGCCCGCAAUAUGGAUGGUCAAAGCCAUACACGACCACCAUUCUCAUUCGGCAGCCCAAACCCAUUGUAUGAGGGAAAAUAAACAGUAUUGUGUUACGUUUGUUUAGAUUUGAAUGAUUGGAUAUUUUUUUUUC